AUUCUCUAAUAUAUUAUAUAUUUAUUACAACCAUAAUGAUGAACUUUUCCUCGAGAGUUACGAAGAAAUUGUGCCCAUACUUGAAGAAUUCAACUGUAAGAGAAGAGGCAGCCAGUACUGCUUACUCCUUGCCUGAUGCUAUGAAGCAAUGCCCUUACGUCAAGGAUCUCUACUCUGGUUUUGGUGUUGAAGACCAAAAGGAUACAAAUAAUUUGGAGAGUAGCCCCAGAAAACUUGGGAUUAUCCCAUCCUCUUCAAACCAACCUAAGCUGUUCAAAAUGGAGCAGUCAGAAACAUCUUGUAAGUGUAAAGACUUCUAUGCUGAUGAAAAGAAGGCUGAAUGCCCAAUGAAAUCUAGUGAGGAGAUAUCUGAAAGUAACCCAACUCAGUACGAUCAUAAAUUCGAUGACGCGAUUACUCAACUGAAAGAUGAAGGUAGAUACAGGAAAUUUAUUAACGUUGAAAGACAUAUGGGAAGCUUCCCAAGAGCUACAAGAAGAGAGCAAAAGGACAAGUCUGAGGUGGUAGUCUGGUGUUCCAAUGACUACCUAGGCAUGGGGCAGCAUCCCAAGAUCCUAACAGCUAUGCAUAACGCCAUAGAUAAUUCGGGUGCAGGUUCUGGAGGAACAAGAAAUAUCGGAGGAAAUACUAAGUACAUCGAAGAACUUGAGAACGAAGUAGCUCAACUUCAUGGAAAAGAGAAGGGUCUUAUCUUCUCUUCCUGUUAUGUUGCAAAUGAGACCACUUUGACCACUCUCCCUCAGAUUUUAGGCCCAGAUACAAUUUAUUUCUCGGAUUCUAAGAACCAUGCUUCUCUAAUUCAUGGAAUGAGAAAUGGAAGAUGUGACAGGAAGGUAUUUAGACAUAAUGAUGUUGAGCAUUUGGAAGAGCUGCUCAAAGAAACGGAUAUUUCAAGGCCAAAGAUCAUAGUCUUUGAGAGCGUAUACUCCAUGUGUGGAACUGUCGGCCCUAUUAAGGAAAUCGUUGACCUAGCUGAAAAAUACGAUGCUUUGUGCUUCCUUGAUGAAGUCCAUGCAGUUGGUCUUUACGGACCAUCUGGUGCUGGGGUAGCUGAGCUUAUUGAAAGUCAUAGUGACAGAGUUAUGAUUUCUGGAACACUUGGAAAAGGCUUUGGUGUUUACGGAGGAUAUGUCACUGGAAAUGCUAAUCUGAUCGACGUGGUAAGAAGUAAUGGUGCAGGGUUCAUCUUCACCACAUCUUUACCACCUACUGUCUUAGCUGGGGCUAAAGCUAGUAUUAACCACUUAAGAACUUCUCAAAAAGAGAGAAGUAAGCAUAGAUACAACACUAGCACUUUAUUAGGAAAGCUCAUCGACCAGAAUUUGCCUGUAAUGAAAUCGGAUUCGCAUAUCUUGCCUUUAUUCAUUGGAAAUCCAGUUAUGGCUAGGACUGCUUCAGACAUGCUUCUAGAUGAAUUCAAUAUCUAUGUACAACCUAUCAACUAUCCAACCGUUCCAAAAGGAGAGGAGAGACUCAGAAUCAGUCCUUCACCUCUCCAUACCGAACAGAUGAUGGAUGAUUUUGCAGGAGCUGCUAGAGAAGUAUGGACUAAUUUAGGUCUAAAGCUACUUGACGACUACCUCGUUGAGCCAGAAAUGCAUGAAAAGUUCUUCCUUCCUGCAAAGAAGGGAAAGAAGAUAGACAUUGGUGACAACCACCUUUACACUUACAUGGACAGCCUUAUUUUGUAGUCCAUUUCACUUUACUACGCUUUUUAUAAGCAU
Moneuplotes crassus is the source of this 1745-nucleotide messenger RNA. The record is from the annotation of a GenBank genome assembly. NCBI's taxonomy places the organism in Eukaryota, Ciliophora, Spirotrichea, Euplotida, Euplotidae.